Messenger RNA from Salvia splendens (bonfire salvia), 738 nucleotides. RefSeq lists its product as uncharacterized. The transcript has 3 exons. Gene Ontology annotation, molecular function: protein dimerization activity. The record is from RefSeq and is a predicted model, not a curated record. Lineage: Eukaryota; Viridiplantae; Streptophyta; Magnoliopsida; Lamiales; Lamiaceae. The coding region runs from base 1 to 738 and encodes 245 amino acids.
AUGGAGCUUCAAAUAUGCGAGGGUGUUAGAGUUGUGAAGGAUUCUUUUAACUAUAUCUCUAUGAUUGUGAAUAUGGUUGGGGCAUCUUGUAAGAGAAAGGAUCAACUUAGGAAGUUGCAACAUGAAAGAUUAGUUGCACAACUUAAUGAUGAAGAAGUAACUAGUGGAAGAGGUCAAAAUCAAGAAACUACUUUGGUGGUUGAUUUAAUUAUACAAGAGAUGAAUAAUCGGUUUUCUGAAGCUAGCACCGACUUGCUAAAAUGCAUAGCGUGUCUUGAUCCAAGAAAUUCUUUCUCCGAAUUCAAUGAGCAUCAAGUCAUUCAUAUUGCUACUUUAUAUCCCGAGGACUUCUCUGCGAGCGAAUGUUUACAUCUUCCACGACAAGUUAGUAAUUUUAUUGCUAAUGUGCGGUGUGAUCCUCAAUUUGUUGCGCUUAGUGAUUUGGGAAGUUUUGCUAUGAAAAUGGUCAAAACUAAGAAGCAUUUAGUUUUUCCAUUGGUCUAUCGGAUUAUUGAGUUGACCUUGGUUUUACCUGUUGCUUCUGCUUCUGUUGAGAGUGCAUUUUCUGCAAUGAAGACUAUCAAGACUGAUUUGCGAAAUCAAAUGGGAGACGAGUGGAUGAAUGACAGUCUAGUUGUGUACAUUGAGAAGGAUAUUUUUUCAACGAUUGAUAACGAGCCGAUCCUGCAGCAUUUUCAAUCGAUGAAAACACGUAGAAUUCAAUUGCCGCCGCUUUAG